Neurospora tetraspora is the source of this 2195-nucleotide messenger RNA. RefSeq lists its product as uncharacterized. The record is from RefSeq and is a predicted model, not a curated record. The transcript has 5 exons. Lineage: Eukaryota; Fungi; Ascomycota; Sordariomycetes; Sordariales; Sordariaceae. Bases 204 to 2054 code for a protein of 616 amino acids. Gene Ontology annotation, cellular component: Cul4-RING E3 ubiquitin ligase complex.
CUCUUACAGAAACGGGCCAAGCACAGACGAAAAGGCCAGCGGAGACAAAACCCUCGAGACGAACAAGAGGUUAUUCUUGUCGUGGCCUGUGGCAGGAUUUGUCACAUUGUGAUACUUGUAAGGAGCUUUUUGUCCCCUUUUUGUGAGAACGCACAUUGUCCAUAUCUUGCCGACUUGGCAGCGGCGAGAGCAAGACUUCGAAGAUGCCGGUAGAGCUCCCGGGGUUCUAUUUUGACCCCGAAAAGGGCAAAUACUUCAAGAUAGAAGACAGCAAAACGGCACCAACGACUCGCUACACCAAUAACGAUGUAAAGCGUCGUCGUCUUCUCGAGGAGAAGAAGCGUGUAGAAGAGGAAAAGGCAAAGAGGCUACUUGCGUUCCCUCGAAAACUAAAGCGAGCAAAGAUCCUGCAAGACCCUCUUCUGGGAGGGUUCCUGGAAAGAGAGACAGCCCAGGAUAGGCCAGUGCUUCACAAUGGCCGAGAUGACGAUACGGUGAUAAAAUCAUGGGCCAGAGGGUUGAGUGACAAGGGAAAGGUCGACCUCUGGCCGGACCUGAUUCAAAACGGGAUCAUGAUUGGAACCAUUUCUCACUUGUGGGUUGGAGGUUCGGACUCGAGGACAGGGCUGGGAGUUACUUAUGCCGCGGUUGACGACGACUCCUUGACGAGCUCGUACAUCCCGAGGGAUGGGGCUGAUGAAAUCAACUUCGCCUACGCGAACGUCAGAUACAGGCGGACGGAUUUCAUGCCAAUGCCGGAAACAAUCACCAUUCCUCAGCUCUCCUCGCUCAGAUUUCAUGAGCCAUCCGGUCGGAUGUUCCUCACAUCUAGGAUGCCGACGCGCACUCCCUCCAUCGCUUGGUUCUCUCCAAGUCAAUCCGAGCCUCCCAUAGAAGAAGAGGAGCGGCCGACAUGGCAGCUGGGCAACUCCCCCAACCUAAUCAAAAUCUCCGCGCCCACCCCCAAGGGUACCAAAUACGGUGUCAUCAACACCUCCUGCCCGGCACCCUCCUACUCCCGCCUCACCUGCAUCGCCGGCGGCGACGUCGGUCUCCUCCAACUCACCAACGACUCCCGCCUAAGCUGGCUAACCAAGCCUCCACCGCCAUCCUCCUCCUCCAAGACCAACCAUGACUCAGCACCACCCAUGGCCAAGCACGGCGAAGUCCUCAGCCUCGAUUUUUUGACAGUCAACCCAGCCGAAGUGAUCCUCGUCGGCGGACGCACCGGCCGCGUCUGCGUGCUGGACAUGCGCGUCCCCGAGGAGGAAUGGGGCUGGAUCAAGCACCCCAGCAGUGCGGCGCACGUCCGCUCUGUCGGGAGCCACGGGGUGCUGGUGGCGGGUCCUAUGAGCGCCAUGCGUCUGUAUGACAUCCGGUGGUGCAAGACUGAAAAGGGUAGCACCAUCAGUGAUAAUGACGGCGGUGACGGUACUACUAGUAUUGAUACGGUUAUGGAUUGGCAACCCUCGCGGUCUGGCUCCGGUCCUGGUAGCAGCAGCAGAAGCAGCAAAAACAAACCCUAUCACAACCACCAGAAACCACCACAACAACACCGACCCAGGACAAGAAAACCAACCCCCUUCAACCCCCUAACCAUGUCCACCCCCACCACCCCCAUCCUCACCUUCCCCUCCUACCGCAACGCCGAAAACAUCCACAUCGGCUUCGACGUCCUCUCCUCGCCGCACUACACUCCUUACAACCUCGCGGCCGCCGCGCACGACGACGGGACGGUGGGACUUUACUCCUUGCUCGACGGCUCGCGCGUGCCGAGCAAGACGAUCGAUAGGAUCGGUUUCUCGGGAUUCGGGGGAGACGAUGAUGAUGAUGCAGAUGCAGAUGUAGGACCGUAUGAUGCUUUCAGCAGGGGGAACGUGAUCAAGAGUUUGAUGUUUCAGACGUUACCGGGCGAUAGACAUCCGAGCUUGUUUGUGGGUGAAGGGCCGAGGAUUAAGAAGUACUCGUUUGGGGUGGAGACUAGUAAGGGGAGGAAGAACAAGAAUAGGACGGCGAGGGUGGAGGAGGGUUAUGGCUGUGAAGAGGAGUUUUGAGGACAUUGCGAAGUGAGGAAGGUUAUCUGCGAUCGAUGAAUUACGACGCGUUGUUACGGGCGUCGCGAAAGAAAAGUAUAUGCUGUUAGAACCUGGGCACGGAUAGAGUCGGUAUAGAAUUAGCAUAGUAGCGUUGAAAAU